AGAGAGAGAGAGAGAGAGAGAGAGAGAGAGAGCGUUUUCUUCAGAUUCAAAAUGUUCCACCUCCGUCCUUCUGCUUGUUCACAGACAGCUGAUGACGAUACGCCUCACAGCACCUUACACUGAGGAUACAGGAAACUUCUUCACAUUAAUCCACGGAUAAGAAGUAGUAGUGCUUUUUUCUUGUCUGUAUUGAUUCGCCUACUGCAUCAUGAGCGCUGAAUGCAGCAGUUACCACAGCGCUGACGGUGUGUCUGUGGACGGAUUCUCAUGCCCCAGACCGGGCAAUGCCGUUGCUGCUGUCUACUGCUGCGGAUUUAAUGAUGUCAAGUAUUGCUGUGACGAUCCCAACAGUUUUUUCCCGUAUGAGUACGGAUACAUGUGGUGGCUGAGUAUUGGUGCUCUGGUUGGUCUAUCCAUUGCAGCGGUGGUCCUCCUUGCCUUCCUCAUUACUGUGUGUGUCCUCUGCUACCUUUUCAUCGCCACCAAACCCAGUUGUCUUGACAACGGCCUACCCCUCAGAACGCCAGGAGAUCCCAGUGAAGGACCCAGUCAUGGGAGAGCGACCUGCGUCUCUGGUCCGCAGGGAUUCAGGAAACACUUCAUGAGCAGGAAACUGGACUGUGAUAACCAGCCGCCAGACCCCGAGCUCCUGUUCCAGAGGUGUUUCACAGCUACCACCACCGGCCUGAAAGUGGAAAAUCCUUCGUAGGCCGCGGAGAGACUUGUUAAAAAAAAAUUAGGCCAGCAGUCCAGAAAUCAAGAAAUUCAGUGUGUCUGAAGGCAGAAUGCGCUACCAGGGGACUGCUGGUACAAAUUAUACAAAAAAAAACAACACUCUGAGGGCUUUGAAUCAAAAUUGCGUAAGUGUACACAAUGAAAGCUCUCAAAAACAUGGAUUAAAUUUCUUCAGACACUAAAUGACUCUAACACAUACGUGUUUCGGCGCCCUGCAGCAGUAAUUAAGAGCAUACACAUGGAAUGAAUUAUUCACCAUCUUCUUGGAACAUAAGGUGUUUAAGUGGCCUCAAGAAAGCCAAAGCCUUGUUGAAUUAUUAAGGUGUAUGGUAGGGGGACUGAGGACAUAGGCCUGUUAAGAUCCAGUUUACACUCAAGAUGCACAGUUUCAUGAGCCUGACACACCAAGACAACAGCAGAGUCUAGGAUAUCCAGGCUAUAAAGUCAGGGUGCACCCUGGUGAAGUAGGGUGCUGUAUACUUGUUAUCACAUCUGCUACAUUUUACUCAGGGACUGAAGGAUUUAUGGGGAAGCUCUACAGUGUGAUGAGACCAGAAAAAUAACAGCACUGGUUAUUAAUUCAAGUGCAUUAGAUGACAAGAGACCUCUUGUAAUCAUUAAUUUUUGACUCAAGGUCAGUCUGUCUCCUACCAACACUCAGAGCUGUUUUUUUUUUUAACCAUGACCAAUUUCAGCCAGAGACACAUCAAGGAACUGACCUUUUUUUUUUAAAAGAUGUAUUUUGGCAGUUUUGCCUCUACAGUAAUUGACAGCUGCCAGUGAAGAGGCAGACAGGGAAAUAGCAGAGAGAGUGGUAUGACAAAGGUCCCCAGCUGGAAUGAAUUGACCAUUUAUUGCAAAUGGUUGUACACUUUGCUUUUAACAGCAAUGGCGCUCUCAAGAUAAUCUAAGUCUCAACAUGGAUUCUGCUGAGAGAAUAAGAAACACAUACAAGAACAUUAAAUCUCAUUUAUAUUGACAAUACCAAAAUUAUAGCACAUAAGGAGGACGUUGGGGCGGUGGAGCUUGCUGUGGCAGCAUCAGAAUAGCAACAGUAAUAGGUGCCAAGUUAAAAUGGCCCACUCUAAACCUACCUAGACCUGCAUGAAUAUUAUUGGAUAUUACUAGUGAGCUGAAGAGUGAAUGAGCCAGUGAAUGUGAAGCAUGCAGUGUUGUAUGGCAAAAAAGUUGAAACUGGCUCAACUUUUCCAAUCAAAUACAUGAAUGAGUACACAUUCCUGGUAGAUUACUUCACAACAAGAACACCAUGUUUCUAAUGAUUAUGUGAUUAAAAAUAAGAAUUGCCACUGUGAGUUGUAAAUUCACACAUCUGCUACUCAAACUAGAAUUUUUUGAUUGUGUUUCAUAGCUCACCUGAAAGAGACAAUGAGUAGGAUUUCCCUAAAAACCAAUGUAUAGACUCAUACAAAAGUAAUCUCUCUCAAUCAUUACUUAUGAGCCACUAGAAGUGUGUGGCGGUGUCUGUAUCUGAAGGGACCCUGCCCUCUGACUGGAUUUUCUUACUUUACUGUGUUGGGGACGGUUCUGGGAGUCAGCCUCUAUAAAAACCUAGCGACCAGAUGCCAGAUCGUUACCACACAUCCAAGACGGAGCUACGAAAAAUGGUGCACACAGUGCUGAAAAAUUUAGCGAGCACCGUAACCAUCAUUGAGCUGGGGAGGAAGUUCCAACUUUGAAUGUUGUGUUUACAAACCGCAACCAAAAAAUCCUACUCAUUCUGCCUUUAAGCCAAAAGUCCCCACCAACGCAGCCCGGUUUGUUUGAACGCUUAGCUGUUUUUGGUCUUAACUCCCACUUAACUAUUGAGAUUGCAGAUGAGAAAAAAAGUUUAUAUUUAUAAUUUCUAUAACAGUCAUAUCAACCAAUUAAAGGCAAUUCAAAUGUACCUUUUUGUUGUGAAGGUAUGGUGUGUGAUACACAGGCAGCCUCUGAGACAGUGGUCCUGGUUCAAACUGUAGAAAAACAGCUGAGCUGCCCAUCUCAUUCUGAGGAGAUUCAGUGUGAUGUUGUGGUUCAGGUGUAGGUAAGAACAGGUUUGCUGAGUGUUGAAAAGAACAUCUCAUGCACUUUCAUUUUCAGAAAGUUUCUAAGUUCCAACUUAAAGGAUGCGUUCAUCUAUUUUCAAGUCUGACUUGGGCAUGUUGAGUACUGUUUUAAAAAGAUGUGGAUCUAUCCUUUAUUACUUUUAAGUGAGAAAUAAAGAACUGUAGACUAACUUGUUAUCUGUCUUAUGAAAUUCACAGUACAUUUGGAUUACUGUUUUACAUCCAAACACAUGUCAUAGUAAAUGGCAGUAUGACACUGCAUAGUGUUGCAUUGCCAGACCUUCCUCCACUGCGGUGCUGCGGAGGAGGAAGGUCUGGCUAGUCCACACAGCAUUCUGGGAUGAGAGAAAAACAUGCUCUGGUUUAUUGGCAUUUCUUUAAACCAAUCACAAUCGUCUUGGGCGGUGCUAGGCACCGGGAAAAGCCGCGGUACCACUGCAAAAUAGCCUCAGGAAGGAACUUGUUUUGGUGGAACGUGUACGUUCAAAGUUUGUUUUAGUUGUGCAACAGAAAACUCAGAUUGGACAGAUAGUCUAGCUAACUGUCUGGAUUUACC
Sander lucioperca (pikeperch) is the source of this 3357-nucleotide messenger RNA. Its product is annotated as protein shisa-like-2A. The record is from RefSeq and is a predicted model, not a curated record. Bases 209 to 709 code for a protein of 166 amino acids. NCBI's taxonomy places the organism in Eukaryota, Metazoa, Chordata, Actinopteri, Perciformes, Percidae. The transcript is spliced from 3 exons.